Molecule: messenger RNA, 1803 nt
Organism: Ornithorhynchus anatinus (platypus)
Lineage: Eukaryota; Metazoa; Chordata; Mammalia; Monotremata; Ornithorhynchidae
Gene: HOXB2
Product: homeobox B2
Exons: 2
Coding region: 113-1165 (350 amino acids)
Biological process (GO): regulation of DNA-templated transcription
Molecular function (GO): DNA binding; DNA-binding transcription factor activity, RNA polymerase II-specific
Source: RefSeq, a predicted model, not a curated record
CUCCAAAAUCGCCUGCCACUUCAUCACGGUAACCCGGGGCGGGGGGAGCCCCCUCUUGACACCCUUCUGUAGGCCCCCCUCCCCCACCCUCAGGCCGGGCGCCUUGAAAGCCAUGAAUUUUGAAUUCGAGAGGGAGAUUGGGUUUAUCAACAGUCAGCCUUCGCUCGCCGAGUGCCUGACUUCCUUCCCCGCUGUCCUGGAAACAUUUCAAACUUCAUCAAUCAAGGAGUCGUCGCUAAUUCCUCUCCCCUUUGAGCAGAGCCGGGCCAGCCUCCAGCCGGCCUCCUCCGCCCUCCAGAGACGUCGGAGUCACCAGCGAGGCCGAGAUGGGGCGGCCCCGCCGCCGGCCCCCCCCGCCGCCGCCGCCCCCCCGGGCCCCGAAUUCCCUUGGAUGAAAGAGAAGAAAUCCGCCAAGAAACUCAGCCACGCCUCGUCCUCGUCUUCUUCCUCUUCCCCCUCGCCUUCGCCCGCCUCGUCCUCCGCGCCGCCGGCCGGGACGCCCGCAGACUCGCAGGGGCUGCAGGACGGCGGCGAAGGCGGGGCGGGGGCCCGGAGACUGCGCACCGCUUAUACCAACACCCAACUCCUGGAGCUGGAGAAGGAGUUCCACUUUAACAAGUAUCUGUGCCGGCCCCGGCGCGUGGAGAUCGCCGCCCUCCUCGACCUGACGGAGCGGCAGGUGAAGGUCUGGUUCCAGAACCGGCGCAUGAAGCAAAAACGGCAGACCCGGCACAAGGAGCCCCCCGACGGCGAGCUGACCUCGCUCGAGACCCUGGAGGCCGGAGGGGACCCGGCCGAGGAGUCCGAGGGCCGUCCGGCCCCGGGACCGGCGCUGGGCCCCGCCUCGGCGCCCCUGGGGGGUCGAUCCCCCGCCCCCGGCGAAGAGCCGACGGGAGGGCGGGCGCUGUCCGCCCCGUCGGGGGCCGGGAAGGCUUUGACCGCCGACUUCCCCGAGGGUCCCGACGCCUUCAUCGACGGGCCGGAUUCGCCUUUCCUCCUGGAUCUCCACUCGUUGUCGGCGGACGCCUGCCUCUCGCCUCCGGUCGGCUUUUCCCCCGGCCUCCCGCGCUCCCUGGAUAGCCCCGUCCACUUUUCCGAGGAGGAUUUGGAUUUCUUCACCAGCGCGCUCUGCACCAUCGACUUGCAGCCCCUACACUUCCAAUAGCCCCGGACCCACCCCCAACCUCCUGACCCGGCCCGGUUCGGCCCAGUUCGGCCCAGCACGGUCCACUUCGUCCCAGUUCGGCCCAGCACGGUCCGCCACGGUCCACCUCGGCCCAAUUCGGUCCAGCACGGUCCACCAAGGUCCAUCUCGGCCCAGUUCGGCCCAGCAUGGCCCAGUACUGUCCAUCUCGGCCCAGUUGGGUCCAGCACGGCCCAGCUCGGCCCAGCACAGCCCAGCACGGCCCAGCACGGCCCACCCCUCCCGUCCCCCUUUUUCAGAUGGCUCACAGCGGAUGGCUAGCUCAGAGACCCUCAAGCCCUCGAGGCAAUAUUGACUCUAGCGCACUGAACUCUCCCCCCACCCAUCCCCCCGGACCUGUUUGUGUUUACCUAAACUCCAGGUACUGUAUUUAAUUAGGCGCCGUUCUCAGUUCUUUUCCUCUAAGUUAAGGACCCACGGACAACGUCCCUCGAGAGAACGGACCAUUCGUUCGGCGAAAUCUCAGGAAUAAUUCUACUGGAGGUCGGAACCGGGGAGUCUGUCUUAAAAUGAUUCCUCGUUCUCGUUUCGUUUUUUUUUUUACGUUUUAGACGGUAGACUAUUUAUUCAAAUUCUUUAAUAGGAAAAUGGGAAAGUAU